AUGGAAAAUAUUUGUCGAAAAAUUCAAUUUUCCUUGAAAAGAGUUUGAUUUCCCGCAGCAUCAUAGUUUCCCACGAACUACAAACAACCCAGCCUAUCGCUAAGCUCCAUGUAGUGCCGUCCCGGUGCAUGUAUUCCUCGCGGUUCCUAUUUCCCUUACCGUCGCCCGUUGUUCGUCAUCGUUUGUUUUCUUCUGCUGGCCGGACGCCUGGAAACACCGACGAUAGCCACGGGACUUACGGAAUCGUUGUGAAAUUUGUGGCACAACCAACCUGACCGCUUGCAAUGUUACCCCGGGAAACCCACAGAAUGAACAGCGUGCUACCGCCGUUCGUUACAGCAAUCGACAUCGAUGAAAUUGAACAAAUCGCGACCGUAGGCAAAGGCUCAUUCGGCACGGUGAUUAAAGCGAAAUGGCGAAAUAAGUACGUGGCGGUCAAGUACAUUGAAGACAUUUCCGAACAGCAUGCCUUCAUCACGGAAGUGAGCCACCUUUCGCGUGUCGCCCACCCAAAUAUCAUAGAACUCUACGGAGCAUGCACCGAGAUGCCGCACGUCUGUCUCGUGAUGGAGUACGCCGACGGUGGAUCAUUACACAAAGUCCUGCAUAGUCGGCCACGACCGGUCUACAAAGCCGCUCACGCUAUGAGCUGGGCACGACAAUGUGCAGAAGGUGUAGCUUAUCUGCACGAUAUGACGCCCCGGCCGAUGAUUCAUCGUGAUCUGAAGCCACCGAAUCUUCUGCUAGUCAACAAUGGGACGGUUCUAAAGAUAUGCGACUUCGGCACGGUUACUGAUAAAGCCACGCUGAUGACGAACAACAAGGGCAGCGCCGCCUGGAUGGCACCGGAAGUGUUUGAAGGCUCGACCUACACGGAAAAGUGUGACGUCUUCAGCUGGGGCAUCAUCUUGUGGGAGGUGAUAGCGCGGGAGCAACCAUUCAAGCACAUCGAUACCUCGUUCGCGAUCAUGUGGCGCGUACAUCAAGGUAGCCGGCCACCGCUAAUCGAAAAUUGUCCCAAACCAAUCGAACAACUCAUGGUACGCUGCUGGAGUCAAAAUCCGGCCCAUCGACCGUCAAUGAAGGAGGUGGUUAGCAUAAUGAACGGCCUAUGCAAGCUGUUUGUUGGCGAAAAUGAGCCAAUUGGCGAUGAGAUACUAUCCGAUGAUGAGGAGGAUUCCUACGGAAUGGACUAUCCCGCCGAUAGUAACAUGUCGGAAGGUACCAACUAUGGUUCCGACUCAAACAGCAGCCGUGGAACGAUAACAAACAGGAACUCUACCAUCCAACGAAUAUCGGAAGCACCCAAGGGUAGUCCACUGAGAAAUAUGUCGUCGGCAAUGUUGCAACCCAUCUUCGUUGAAGUCAACCCGUACGAUCAACCUGUAGACCUCCGAAGCUCAGCAUUACAUACAGCCAACAACCAGGGCACGGAAGGAUUAACAGUCACAAAAUGUACCAAUGCACCUAUGGACACGGUCAGCAGUAUCAACAGUUCGAUCAGCUUCGUCAACAACGCAGUCACCACGGGCGGCGGCAGUGAUCCAGCGCUCGUCAAUGUUGCACAUAAGAAGCCCUCACCGACCAACACCACUACGGGAACGGAAUCCGAUGAGCCGGGAGGAGGUGUUGGUGAUCCUGGGGACGGCGAUGGAGAGGGAAGAGGACACACGGGUCUGGGGAACAGUAGACAGAAUGAGGCGGCCCUCGGUGAUACAUUAUACAGUAUUUUGGAUCCCAACCUACGACCGCUAACGCCAGUGCCAAAUAAUCCGUUAUCGGAGCAGAUACACAACGAACACAAACUGUUGGUACAAAAAUAUUUCGAGUUUGAAACCCAAAUCGUUACCAGCAUGGCACAGCGGGAGAUGCUACAGAGUAACAUGCUACCGGAAGAGCUCGAAAUGAAGAAGGCCUACAUUAAGCGGCUCGAAGAGAGGGAGGCUUUGCUAAAAUUCAAAGCAAACUUGCAGAAGCAACUGAACGAGAAAAAUCGACAGCAGACGCGGCAUAUACAGCCACAGCACGUACCACCACCGUUGCAUCGGCAGGAAUCAGAUUCGGAAUGGGUUAUAGUCCAGCCAAACGAUUCCCGCCCAAGAACAGAACAAAGCCAUAAUUAAGUUUGUUUUAGUCUUAAGAACGAUUAGAAAUAAAUACCAUUGUAAGAAACCGUUAAA
Messenger RNA from Anopheles darlingi, 2180 nucleotides. RefSeq names its product mitogen-activated protein kinase kinase kinase 7 (gene Tak1). Bases 285 to 2123 code for a protein of 612 amino acids. NCBI's taxonomy places the organism in Eukaryota, Metazoa, Arthropoda, Insecta, Diptera, Culicidae. The transcript is spliced from 8 exons. Gene Ontology annotation, biological process: positive regulation of canonical NF-kappaB signal transduction; protein phosphorylation; JNK cascade. Gene Ontology annotation, molecular function: MAP kinase kinase kinase activity; magnesium ion binding; ATP binding. The record is from RefSeq and is a predicted model, not a curated record.